This is a messenger RNA of Xiphias gladius (swordfish), 2532 nucleotides long. It is a transcript of the gene cdc73, whose product is annotated as cell division cycle 73, Paf1/RNA polymerase II complex component, homolog (S. cerevisiae). Lineage: Eukaryota; Metazoa; Chordata; Actinopteri; Istiophoriformes; Xiphiidae. Gene Ontology annotation, molecular function: RNA polymerase II complex binding. The transcript is spliced from 17 exons. Bases 62 to 1654 code for a protein of 530 amino acids. Gene Ontology annotation, biological process: transcription elongation by RNA polymerase II; positive regulation of transcription elongation by RNA polymerase II. Gene Ontology annotation, cellular component: Cdc73/Paf1 complex. The record is from RefSeq and is a predicted model, not a curated record.
GAGGCCACAUGCUGUUGAUAACUGGGGGCCUUGCAAACACACUACAACAAGGCAAGUGAAGAUGGCGGAUGUGUUGAGUGUUCUUCGUCAGUAUAACAUCCAGAAAAAAGAAAUCGUCGCUAAAGGAGAUGAAGUUAUAUUCGGAGAGUUCUCCUGGCCGAAAAAUGUCAAGACCAACUACAUAAUCUGGGGUACUGGUAAAGAGGGCCAGCCCAAAGAGUACUAUACUUUGGACUCUAUCUUGUUCUUGCUCAACAAUGUGCAUCUCCCGCAUCCAUCCUAUGUGCGAAGAGCUGCAACAGAGAACAUCCCAGUUGUCAGACGACCUGAUCGAAAGGGCUUGCUGUCAUAUCUCAAUGGAGAGAGCUCUACAUCAACGAGCAUUGACAGAAGUGCACCCAUAGAAAUAGGUUUGCAACGGCCAACACAAGUCAAAAGAGCAGCUGAUGAGGUAUCUUCUGAAGCCAAAAAGCCAAGAAUUGAGGAUGAGGAACGAGUGCGUCUGGACAAGGAGCGCCUGGCUGCCCGUCUGGAGGGCCAUAAAGAGGGCAUCGUGCAGACUGACCAGAUCAGAUCACUGUCUGAGGCUAUGUCAGUGGAGAAAAUUGCAGCCAUCAAAGCCAAAAUUAUGGCCAAGAAACGUUCCACCAUCAAAACAGAUCUGGACGAUGACAUAACCCUGAAGCAGAGAAGCUUUGUGGACGCAGAGGUGGAUGUCACCAGAGACAUUGUCAGCAGAGAGAGGGUCUGGAGGACCAGGACAACCAUUCUCCAGAGCACUGGAAAGAAUUUCUCCAAGAACAUCUUUGCCAUUCUUCAGUCAGUGAAAGCCAGAGAAGAAGGGCGAGCACCAGAGCAGAGACCAUCACAGAACGCUACUCAAGUGGACCCGUCCUUAAGGAACAAGCAGCCUGUUCCAGCUGCCUACAACAGAUACGAUCAGGAGCGAUUCAAAGGAAAAGAGGAAACGGAGGGUUUCAAGAUUGAUACCAUGGGCACCUACCACGGCAUGACCCUGAAGUCAGUGACGGAAGGAGCUUCUGCUCGGAAGGCCCAGACCCCAGCACUACAGCCUGUCCCUCGUCCAGUUUCACAAGCCAGACCUCCACCAAAUCAGAAAAAAGGGUCCCGGACCCCCAUCAUCAUCAUCCCCGCUGCCACCACCUCACUCAUCACAAUGCUCAAUGCUAAGGAUCUUCUCCAGGAUCUAAAGUUUGUCACAUCAGAAGAAAAGAAGAAGGGGGGCAUCCAGCGUGACAAUGAAGUUCUGCUUCAGAGGCGCAAAGACCAGAUCCAGCCGGGUGGGACAACACUGAGUGUCACUGUACCAUACCGUAUCAUUGAUCAGCCACUCAAACUGGCUCCACAGGACUGGGAUCGAGUGGUAGCUGUCUUUGUGCAGGGUCCCGCAUGGCAGUUCAAAGGCUGGCCGUGGCUGCUGCCUGAUGGAUCUCCUGUGGACAUUUUCGCCAAAAUUCGAGCCUUUCAUUUGAAGUUUGAUGAGGCAAAGACAGACCCCAAUGUGCAGAAGUGGGAUGUGACCGUCCUGGAGCUGAGUCGCCACAGGCGCCAUUUGGACCGGCCUGUCUUCCUACGUUUUUGGGAAACCCUCGACAGAUACAUGGUGAAACACAAAUCUCACCUCAGGUUCUGAGCCCAGAUCACAGCCUCCAUCCGAAAAUCCCACAAAUUAAUUCUCCAGCCUUCCAACUCUCCACGGCCCACCUCACACACAGGUAUCCCCUCCCAUCCAAGCUGCCAUCCCAUCUUCCAACACGAUCCCCAUUUUAACAAAAGGAGGACAGAUUAUGCAGUGGUCUUCCUUCAACACUCCCUUGAGGACUCCCAAUGCAGUGUGCUGGAUUUGUUGCUCUGGACACUGGAGAGGAGAUUUGGGGAAUUUUUGUGUUUUUGUUGUAAUUGUUUUCUAAUGUUUUCAUGUAGUUAAACAAAAAUACCAAAAUAUGUUUUAUAUUAAAAAAAAGGCAACAUACUCUGGAAACACUUUAAAUGAGAUAUUAAGCAACAUAAUGGGGUCAGAGGGAGAGGAGGUUUUGUCAGUGGUAAUGCAGAAUAUUGUUAAUUCAACUCAAUUCAACUGUUUAGAUUGAGAGGAAUGUAAAAAUAACUCUUGGUACAAAAAAAAAAAAAAAACAGCCACCGAGUUUGAGGAAAGAGACUUCCUUCACACUUACCUUUUUUUCCAUUUUGGGUGUUUGUGGGCUGAAUGUACAUAUAUACGAUAAAACCUGUCAGAGCCAAAUCUCUUGGAGCAGAGAGGAGGAUGCAGGUAAGAGAUUUUGUUAAUACUUAAGAAAAGCUACUCUGCUCUGGCUCAAUAAAAUUAUCUCAGUCAAGCAACCAGUUCUUAGCUCAGUUUUAGACUGAUCAGCACAUCUCUUGGUCAUGCAAUGGCCUUGUUAAAGUCUUCUUUUUCUUCUUUGUUGGUGUUGUGCUAGAGGAGAGAAAUGAUGGAAAGUAUUGCUUUAAGUCAUCACAUGAAAAUAGACAAUAAAGCCUCAGAGAAACAAA